AUGUCGACACGGUCGUCCGAUGGCCUUCAGGCUGUGCUUGAAGGAGUGGGAGUGCAGAGUCCAAUUCCACAGUUCCCAUUGGCUGAUACGCAAAAUAGUCCAGUUGAUAUAUACCUGUCGUAUCUUGCGGAUACGCUGACCCAACUCACUGGAUGCGAACCUUCCAUCGCCUACGAGUCCAUUCAAUGGGCUAACGACGUGGGAGACCUCGUGGUGGUACUGCCACGGCUGCGGCUGCCGAACAUCGACCCUAAAGUUCUAUCUGAUGACCUCCAGCACAAUUUCCCGGACACGCCGCUUUAUGCCGCUCCGUUCAGCGAUGGAUACAAUCUUCGGUUCUUUUUCGACAGCUGCACCCUUGCGCAGGUGGUCCUGCCUUACAUUAUUGACCGUGGAUCUGCAUACGGGAAAGAUGAGUCCAGCGGGUUCCGCGAUCAUGAGAAGCCGGACGCUGGGCGCAAGAAAGUCGUGGUGGAAUUUUCGUCUCCGAACCUUGGUCAGGAAUUUGACGGGAAUCACCUCCGCAGCACCAUCAUCGGCGCAUACAUUGCUUCCAUCUACGAAAGCAUGGGAUGGGAUGUAUGCCGAAUGAAUUUUCUCGGUGACUGGGGCAAGAACAUCGGCCUGUUGGCCGUAGCAUGGUUUAGAUUUGGCUCGGAGGAGCUCUUCGAUGCGGACCCGCUCAAACACUUGCUAGACAUCUACACCAAGAUCGGAGAACUCUUCAAGGCCGAGCAAGAAGCGGCCAAAGUGGACGGAGUGGAGAAGCCAGACGCACCCAUCGGCGAGGAGAGAGAUGAAUUCUUCAAGAAGAUGGAAGACGGCGACCCAGAUGCAGUGGCUCUCUGGGAACGGUUCCGGAAGGUCUGUGUCGCUAAGUAUGCCGAGCUCUACGCCCGUCUCAACGUUGACUUCGAUGAGUAUUCCGGCGAAUCGGAAGUCAGGCAUGAGACAACCGUCGAGGUCGAGACCGCUCUAAAAGAGAAAGGGGUAGAGGAGGAAGGCGAUGAGGCUUGGAUCAUCAACUUCAAGGGUCAUGGACUCAAAGGCCUUGGGAAGCCGAUAGUUCGGCAUCGGAACGGCACAACCAGCUAUUUACUGAGAGACGUCGCCGCGGUUCUGGAACGGAGCAGGAAAUACUCCUUCGACAAGAUGAUCUAUGUUGUCUCGGCGAAACAGGACUCACAUUUCCAACAGGUUUUCAAGGCAUUGGAGUUGAUGGGUCAGACAGAGCUCGCCGGCCGACUUCAGCACGUCAGCUUCGGCAAGUCACUGGGGUUGUCGCCCAAUUCAGGCACCGGCGGCCUUUUGCUAGGUGAUAUCUUGGACCAAUGUCAGAGUGCUGUUUUGGAAUUCUUGCAGACUCACUCAGACGACUUUCCAGAGCUGCAAACUGGAGAUGCCUCAGACGUUGCAGAUGCUUUGGGAAUCAUGGCCCUCAUGACCGAGGAUUUAUCUAUCAAGCGUGCCAACAAUGUCGUCUUCGAUCUCGCGAAGAUGGCCACUUACGACGGGUACACCGGCCUGACUUUACAAUACUGGCUGGAUCAAGUCCGAUCGAAGCUACGGGGAUUCACAGUGGACAGAGAUAGCCUUAUGAAUGCCGACUAUUCGAUGUUUAUGGAAGAUGCCUACCUGCCGUUUGUCGACGUGCUCCGAUUGCUGGUUCAAUUCCCUGGAAUUGUGAAGUCUUCUUUCCGCGCAUUGGAGUCUUCCACCAUUCUCAGCUAUUUGUUCCGUCUGGUUGACCUCCUGCCUGCUGUGUGGGAUGUGGAAACGAUGCAGCAGGGAGAGGAGGUCGGCGACCUCGGCGAAGAACAAAUAGAAGACGCAUGGGGUGUGGCGGAGGCUGAUCAAGGCAAGCCUGUGCCUAGCCUGGGAGAGGUUCCGACCGAGGACGAACCAGAGCAAGCUCACAAGGAUGAACAGGGAGCGCAGACCGGGGAGGGUGCAACGCAAAAUGCACCAAAGCAGGACGGGCCCAUGGACGACGGACACACCGGAACUCAGAAUGAAAUCGAAGGGAAUCUCCUGCAGAACGAACAGGAGGCAGAGUCUCAAGAGCAAACCGCCAAGACGGAGCCCAUGGAGGCAGAAGCAAAGGAGGACCAAUCUGCCCAGGGGCCCGAGGAACAGGACCCGGCAAAAGAAGACACCAAAGAGGAGAAGUCUCCAGAAGUAUCCAAGAGCGAGGGUGAAGAGUUAGAGCACGGAAUGGAACUCCUUCAGGUGGAUGAACCUGACCUGGUUGAGGCGACGAAGAAACCUAGCGAGCCCGAAGACGAAGGAGUGGAUCUAGCUGUCGAUGAUGGCGAGGUGGAGGGAGGAAGUGCAUCUGAAGUCACAGAGCAGUACGAGAGGCAGGACAAAGGCAAGCAGAGAGCGGCCGAGGAAGAAGAGCCGCAGCUUUCCCCGAAGGUUCUCCUGAAAGUGGCCUUCUUUGAGUGUGUACGCCACGUCUUGGAAAACGGCAUGCAAAUGGUUGGCCUGGUGCCAAUGUGA
This is a messenger RNA of Capronia epimyces CBS 606.96, 2502 nucleotides long. RefSeq lists its product as uncharacterized. Gene Ontology annotation, biological process: mitochondrial translation; arginyl-tRNA aminoacylation. The transcript is spliced from 2 exons. Bases 1 to 2502 code for a protein of 833 amino acids. NCBI's taxonomy places the organism in Eukaryota, Fungi, Ascomycota, Eurotiomycetes, Chaetothyriales, Herpotrichiellaceae. Gene Ontology annotation, cellular component: mitochondrion; cytoplasm. The record is from RefSeq and is a predicted model, not a curated record. Gene Ontology annotation, molecular function: ATP binding; arginine-tRNA ligase activity.